This is a messenger RNA of Pelobates cultripes (western spadefoot toad), 10352 nucleotides long. The record is from the annotation of a GenBank genome assembly. Lineage: Eukaryota; Metazoa; Chordata; Amphibia; Anura; Pelobatidae.
CCUUCACACCCGGUUCGGGUGAUCUCCCCAGGGUUACAUCCGGUUCCCGUUGCCUAGUAACGGAUAAUAACUCCAGCCAGGCUUUAUGUUCAGGCCAGGCCCGGAGCGGUGCAUGCUGGGAAGGCCGUCAGACACGUCAGAGCUGCGCGAGGGGCGGGGCUCCUGCUACCACCAGCCUCGACGCUCCUCCCACCGACCGAGAGGGGGCGGGAGCACGGUGCGUGUCGUCACUGAGCGCUGACCAAUGAGCGCCGCGGAAUUCCGUUCUGACCAAUGAACAGGCGCCCUGGUCCCCGGAGCUCGCCGCUGAUUGGAUGAUCGGUUCCGGCUCAGAGCAGAUGGUCCGGCCGUCGGCUGAGCUCCCUGUGCCGGCAGGAUGAAUGGCGGCCCCGGCUCUCUGUCUGACAACCGGGAGAGGAUCCUCAGGCUGGGGGAGAGCUUCGAGAAACAUCCCCGGAGCGGCUUCCACACCAUCCGCUGUGAGAGAGACAGUCAGACUGGGAGAGAGAGAGACAGACAGACAGACUGAGAGAGAGAGAGAGAGAGAGAGACAGUCAGACUGGGAGAGAGAGACAGAGAGACAGACAGAGAGAGAGACAGACUGGGAGAGAGAGACAGUCAGACUGGGAGAGAGAGAGAGAGAGAGAGAGAGAGAGAGAGAGAGAGAGAGAGAGAGAGAGAGAGAGAGAGAGAGAGAGAGAGAGAGAGAGAGAGCGAGCCUCGGAGAGAGAGAGACACAGCCUGGGGGAGAGAGAGACACAGCCUGGGGGAGAGAGAGAGACACAGCCUGGGGGAGAGAGAGAGAACACAGCCUGGGGAGAGACACAGCCUGGGGGAGAGAGAGAGACUAUCCCAGCGAGGCGAGAGAGGGAGAGAGAGACUGACCUGAGAGAGAGAGAGAGAGACAGACAGAGACUGGGGAGAGACUAACGAACUGACUGACUGAGAGAGACAGGGGAGAGACUGACUCAGAAAGUCACUUUAAAUUUGAAAGUUACAUAUUGGGGGGGCAGCACAGGAAGAAGGGGUAGGGAUUUACAGACAGGAGCAGCACAGGAAGAAAUUAUGGUAAGAGAUUACAGAUUAGGGGCAGCAUGGGAAAGAAGGGUAGAGAUUUUAAGAUUAGAGGGGCAGCACAGUUAGAGAGGGUGAGGGUUACAGAUUGGGGGCAGCACAGGAAGAAGGGGUGAGACAGGUGGGGGCAGCACAGGAAGAAGGGGUAGAGAUUGGGAGGCAGCACAGGAAAGAAGGGGUGAGAUUUGCACAGAUUGGGGGCAGCACAGGAAGAAGGUGAGAUUACAGGAUGGGGGCAGCACAGGAAGAAGAGUGAGAUUUACAGGUGGUAGGCAGCACAGGGAAGAGAAAGAGGGAGUAGAGAUUACAGGUGGGGAGGCAGCACAGGAAGAAUGGGUGAAUUUUGGGUGAGGGGCAGCACAGGAAAAGAAUGGGUGAAGUUACAGAUUGGGGCAGCACAGGAAGAAGGGGUGAGAAGUUACAGAUUGGGGGGCAGCACACAGGAAGGGGUAGAGAUUACAGGUGGGAGCAGCACAGGAAGAAGAGGUGAGAUUACAAGAUUGGGGGCAGCACAGGAAAGAAGGGGGUGAGAUUACAGAUUGGGGCAGCACAGGAAGAAGGGGUGAGAGAUUACCUGGGUGGGGGCAGCACAGGAAGAAGAGGUGAGGAUUACACAGAUUGGGAGGCAGCACAGGAAGGAGUGGGUAGAGAUUACAGGUGGGAGGGGCAGCACAGGAAGGAAGGGGUGAAGUUACAGAUUGGGGGGGGGCAGCACAGGAAGAAGGGGUGAAGUUACAGAUUGGGGGGGGGGCAGCACAGGAAGAAGGAAUAAAACAUUUGUUCAUUCUUUGAUUUCUCAUUGUUUGGGAUUAGUAGGAUCCGUGCAUCGUACAGGCUGUGUAUGCAGCGUGGCAGUAUGGGGAUUUAGAGUUCUUGUCACAUCAGAGAGUUUAAUUGUAUUUAGCGCUCUUUGAUGGUAUCAGAGCGCUUCAUGUAGAGAGCCUUGCUCUCGCUCUCCAUGCUGCUUGCAGGCUUGGGGACAGGUUGAUCUCUUGACCUGUCGGCUAGGUCCAUGUGAGCUCCAGCUGCCAGAAUGUGUGUGAAUGAAUUUGAUAGAAAUCCUACAGACGGCCCUGCUGUAGAAUGAACCAGCAUUUACUGAGCCCUGCUGGAGGAAUGAUUGAAGCUGGUACCUCUGUGACCCUAGCGAUACAAACAGCAGUGACGAAAAGAUUGUCCAAGCUAGCAGGCCUGGAAAUAACGUAAAUCGUACUGUUACUAUAUAUGGCCCCAUAUGUUUCCCUUUUAACACGUGCAACGUCUCGCGGGAACACUUUCUUAUAGCAAAUAUAUAAUUGUGGUUUAUUUAAAUUUCAGUUCAACUUGAGCAGUUUAUUAUUAACAGAGGACUCAGAAAUGUACAUUUUAGGAUUUAAACCAGACAACAUAGUUAUGCCUUAGGAGCUAUGUAGGUACUAAACGGAGAAAAUAAAUCAGUUAUUUACAUUUGUUUUACUUUAUCUAUCACCUUUUGGCCUAAAGUGAUUAAGGUAAAUUUUGUUGUUGUUUUUAGACGAUUUCAAACCAGCAUCUAUCGAUACAUCUUGUGAAGGGGAUCUGGAAGUUGGUAAAGGUGAGCAGGUGACGAUCACUUUGCCCAACAUAGAGGUGAGUUACCUGCCUUUCAGUGGGAUAACACAAUCAUGGUUAGUGAGAUGGCACACCUGAUUUCUUAGAUAAAUCCUACUACCAGCUGGUAAAUAUCUCCGGCUACACAUGCUAUGGAAGGUUUAGUGGGUUUUCUGUUUGGAGGUGACCAUCACAGAAUUACCAUGAAAUUGAACCCGUGAUUAAUAAUAUUAAAAAUAAACAUCUCCUGAGGACACAUGACGACCUGUUUAGUUACUGGCUUUUUAUUGAAAAAGAUGAAGAAAUGGUUGUUUGUAAUAGCUGUCUGUGCCAUAAGGAAGCUGUAAAUCGUUUAUUUAGUAGUAAUAAAUCAAGAAGUGCUUCAAUGUAUCUCUAUGAGGAGAUGCUGAUUGGCCAGGGCUGUGUUUGACUUGUGCUGGCUCUGCCCCGAUCUGUCUCCUUGACGAGCUCAGCCAAUCACAUGAAAGCAUUGUGAUUGGCGCAGAACAAGACGUCUGAUGAUGUCAGGCAAGCCGUCAGAUCAGGGACAGAGCCAGCAGCAGACUGCAAUAAAGGUAAAAUUUGCUGUAUUUAGGGGGGCAGAGAGGCUCCACAGGAACGGUGCAGCCCUCGAGAAAUCUUGAAGGCGAGCAUCAGAGGUGGGAGUACGGACAGAAGAUAGACGUAAGUCUUCAGCAGAUCGUAAGGGCCUAGACGGGACAUACUUGUGUAUAAGGGAGGAUAGAUAGGUGGGAGCAGCAUUAUGUAGAGAUUUGAAAGCAAGAACCAGAAUUUUAAAUUGAGCUCUAUAUCUUAUAGGAAGCCAAUGUAGGGACUGACAGAAGGGUGAGUCGUGGGAGGUGCAGGCGGACAGGAAGAUGAGCCUCGCCCCCACAUUCAUUAUGGACUGUAACAGUGCAAGUUGGGAGCACGUAAGACCACUGAGAAGCGGAUUACAGUAGUCAAGGCGAGAAAGGACAGUGGAAUGGACCAGCACCUUAGUCGCAUCUGGCGUUAAGUAGGGGCGGAUGCGCGCAAUGUUUUUGAGAUGGAAAUGACAGGAUUUGGCGAUAGACUGAACAUGAGACUUGAAGGAGAGGUCGGAGUCAAAGAGAACAUCUAGGCAGCGAGCCUGCGUGGUGGAGCUGAUGGUAGCACCGUUGACUUGGAGGGAGGGAGACACAGGAGUAACUACACUUGACGAAGGAAAGACAAGAAUUUCAGUUUUGGUCAAGUUUAGUUUAAGGAAGUGGGCAGCCAUCCAGUUAGAAACAGCAGAGAGGCAGUCAGAGACACUAGUCAAGAGGGACCAGGAGAGGACAGGUAGAUUUGCGUGUCAUCUGCAUAGAAAAGAUAUUGGAAACCAAAGGAGCUAAUGAGUUUACCAAGGGAGGUAGUAUAAAUGAAGAACAGUAGGGGACCAAGGACUGAACCUUGGGGAACGCCAACAGAGAGGGGUUGGGGAGAAGAGGCAGAGCCAGAGGGAAAAAAACACUGAAAGAGCGCUGGGAGAGGUAGGAGGAGCACCAGGAGAGAGUAAUGUCUUGUAGACCGAUAUUGCGGAGGAUGAGAAGAAGCUGUUGAUAAUCAACAGUGUCAAAAUCCUCAGACAGGUCAAGGAGAAUUAGGAUAGAGUAGUGACCACGAGAUUUUGCAACAAGUAGAUCAUUGGAUACUUUGGUCAAUGCCGUUUCCACAGAGUAAUUAGCGUGGAAACCAGACUGAAGCGGGUUUAGCAAAGAGUUGGACUCAAGGAAAUCUGUCAAUCUCGCAUACACAAUUCUUUCAAGGAUCUUGGAUGCAAAGAUAGGACGGUCGUUGGAUGGGUUGUUAGGGUCAAGGUUGGGCUUCUUUAGAAUUGGGGUUACAGUUGCAUGUUUGAAGUUCGAUGGAAAUAUACCAGAGGAGAGAGAGAGAUUGAGAAAUUUAGUGAGAGGUGGAGAAGGAGAAGAAGACAGAGUACGGAUAAGAUGCGAGUGAAUUGGAUCUAGGGAGCAGGUGGUGGGGCGGGCGGGCGGACUAGAGCAGAGCAGAAACCUCUUCAAAUGUAGCGGGUGCGAAUGAACAUAGAACAGCAGAGGGAGUCGAGUUAGGGGAAGUAUUGUAAGGGGAAGAAGAAAGAUGAGAUCUCUUCCCUGAUUGUAGAGAUAUGGUCAGUAGGAAUUGACAGGAUAAGUUAGACUUGUAAACCAUGCAAGCAACUAAAUUAGGAAUAAAUAAGUGUAAAUUAUAUUUCUGUAUUUAGAAAAAUGGUCUAUUGGCAUAAAACUAGACUGACCAUGAGUGAUACAUGGUACCUUGCUAUAAUUUUAGUGUAAGAUUCUAUUGCAAAGCAAGAAAGAUAAAAUGGGGGGGAGGUACAAAUAAGAAACCAUAACAAAACAUGCGUGAUCAUUCUCCCUGGGAAGCGUUCCAAAAAACACAAAACUGCCAAAAAUGGUCAGUGGAGAUGCACAAAACACAAGUCCGAGACUCCAUCAGCUGUUUGGGAACUGGAGGCUUCUAGAAAGUACAGUGAGAAAGGCACAGUGGUAUCCAUCAAUGUCCCCAAAAGAGUAAAAUGGUCGCUGUGGGCCACUCUCGGAACCAUCUCCUUAUGCCCUCAGAUCCUUCCACUCCACUUGAGUCCUUCUUCUCUAGUUGUAGAGGGCAGACAGGGAAGACACUGUUUUAGGUUCUCAGCCCAGAGGGAGAGCAGCUGUCAGACGCCACCUGCCAUUUGGAUGAGUUGAUGGUUUCACUGCUUAAUUCUGAGCCAAAAGUAUGGCUUCGAAAGCAGCAUUGAAUCCUUCUUCUCAGCUCCACUGCAACUUCUCAGCUACUGGACUGAAACACCGCUACAGGAGCCUCUUAGGUCAGCCACGUAGAGUCGGAGUGUCCAUACAGGAGAGUGGCUGGGUAGAGCACGAGCUUCAGAUAAGACUUCCUCGGUGGGGACUGGGAUAUCCCCUACUAAUCCAAAGGGUGGGGUUACAGGGCACCCGUAGAGUAUCUUAGCAUGCAGCCUGCACCAAGCCAGGAGGACGUCUCUUCCAACCAUAGAGCCAUCCGGACUGAGCUGCAAGGUCUCUGUGUGUUUACAUGGCAAUGUGCUUCUGGGCAGAAGGUUGUACCAGGUACUUGAAUAGUGAUGCCGCCACAAACAGUGAGGCAGUGGUAUGUGCCUAGAACAACGGAGCUACAGUAAUGUGCGGCCAUCAAUGCUGGCAGCCAGGCCUUGCCCCCCAAAUUGGUAGUAUUAUCUGGUUUAUUAAAUUGUAGUAGUCUAUGUUCUAUUAUAUAGCUUGUUAUAUGAUAAUAUUCUAUUGUUUAUUAUAAGAUAAUGUUCUGCUAAUUGCCCUGUGAAUCCAUCACUCUUCUAAAAACAGUUCUUACAUGUUCUAGUUCAUGUGAAGCUUUAUAUUGAUAGAUAAAUAGUGUUUUACAUAUGAUUGUUAAAAAAUGGAGGAGAGGGGGACAACUCUUUCUUAGUUUUCGUUGAUUAUUAUUUUUAUUACUUCCCACAGGGCUCAACUGCUCCGGUCACAGUAUUUAAAGGUUCUAAGCGGCCGUAUCUUAGGGAAUGUAUUCUGAUAGUAAAUCACGAUACAGGGGAGUGUCGUUUGGAGAAACUGAGCAGUAAUAUAACCGUGAAAAAGACCAGGUAUUUCUAAACGUGCUGAGUGUCUCCUGUAUCUGUUAUAUUAUCUAGAUCCACCAAUCCGGUGACUGUAUUGGGUAAUGUUGUUACAUGUAAUUGAGUUCUAACUGCUUAUUCUGAUCUCAAUAAAUGAGUUGAGAUGGAACCUAUUCCUUUCUUCUGAGUAACAAAUUGGUAUAAGCAUUGCUUCUUGGAAACAUGUGUACAAAUGUUAAACUGGGGCCUGAUCCGAUGUCCCAUGAUGGGGACCGGUCUCUGUGGGGCUGUCAGAGCCGUGUUUGUUGGACUUUGUCUCAAUUUUUCCUUCCAUUUCUACUCCCUAACAGGGCAGAAGGGAGCAGUAAGAUCCAGUCUCGUAUUGAGCAGCAACAACAGCAGAUGCGCAGUGCGUGUAAAACACCAACUAGCGGCAAAAAUUCUUCACCUGCCGAGAAAAUGUCCCCCACAUUGCCCAUGGACGAUAUUGAGAGGGGUGCGUAUAAGAACUGGCCAAACAUUACUUCAGCUUGUGAUGGGGGUGGGGGGGUCCUUUUUGCAGUUUUUAUUUUGUUGUUCAAUCCAUUCUAUUGUGACUAGUUGUGUUAUAAUGAUUUGUAGCAAUUUUCCCAUCAAUAUAUUUUAAUGUUGACUUAUUGAAUCCAUUUGAUUGCAUUUUGUGAUAUUUCUCUUAUUUCCAAAGUAAUUACUGUAAAUAAUGUCCUAUUUGUCACAGCUGGUUACCUUUCAGGCACAAUAGUCCUCUUUUCAUUUUAAACAGUAUACACCCAAAUCUCCUCUCUCUGAGUAUACUGGGAGUCUUGCUCCUUGAAUGUUAUAAGCUUUUUAUUGUGAUUUUGUGAUAGUUUUAAUAUUUUGGGUUAUGCUGUGUUAAUGAUCUGUUGUUUAUGUCGCUUAAUCCAUUGAUUUUUUUUUUCCGCCUUCUCUCUGUGUGCUGUAUAGUAUAUUCACGGUACCAAUUUAAUUUAUCAGCUGGUUAGAGCAGGGGUAAUGUCACUGCCUUAAAACUGGGGCACCCUGGACCACAAAUCUAACAAUAUAUAUCUGCCUUGCUCAAUAAAAUGUAAUGUAUUCUUUUGAAGACCUGUGUGAUGGGUAAAGUUGUGCGUGUGGAGUGUUUAUUCUGUUUUGUGUUCAUCUUAUUAUUAGAGUUGAUGGCUGAAGUCUCCGCGAUCGACCAAAUGAGCAGUUCUGACAGUUCGUCUGAGUCCAAAAGCUCUUCAUCCUCAAGCAGUGGUGACAGCUCCAGUGACUCGGAGGACGAAACGCACAGGUCGUCCCACUCCACUUCAUUGUCACUGCCACAGCAGAAUCAUUUUACCUCCAGCAUGGAGAACCUACAUAACAAAUCUCAGGACAACGGUGGGCAGUUGAUGAGCACACUGAGUGAGUACUCUAAAGUCCUCCUGUACACUCACACUACGACUGCAGACAGGUGGAGUGUCUGCUUCUGAUGACAAUUCUACGCAAUGUAUACCACAAAGGGUUUCAUACAUUACAUCCAGUUUUCUGUGUACCAUUUUAGAAGUCUACAUAGCUCCACCAGUGUAAAUUGUAAUCGGUGUUUCAAUAAUGUAUCAUUACAGGGAUUCUUAGUGAUUAGCAUUGAUGAUGUGCACAAGGUCACAGCGCCGCGCCUCUCAUAAUGCAGCACUGGAAGAGAGAGAGAGAGCAAAAAAAACAUGCUAUCUGUUUAACAUUACUUGCAUUCAAUAGCCUGUCUAUAUUUAUUUUUUAUUUUGGGUUUUCUUCCUGUUUAUGGAAGAUGUUCUGGUGCAUCCUUUCAUAAGUUGCAUUUUAUAGCUGAUGCGGCACUGCAUGAGUAACGCAAUGUUUGCCCCUAUUCUGGGUUUUAGAAAUAAUAUCUAAUUAAUUUGUUUGGGGUUCUGUUUUUAUUCUUUUUGUGUUUUUUUUUUUUUUUUUUUUUACACAUCCCUCUAAAUGUUCGUCUCUGUUAUCAGGUUUUGUUCAGAAGCUGGGGAUCUGCUCUUAUCAACCUCUGCAGCCCCAGAGCGGGGCUGUGUCUCUAUGCUGCUGCAUGUGAUGCAUGUUUUAUAUACAAUUUAAAUCCACUUAGAGGAGCGCAUGCAUGGCUUAUACAAGUCGUGUCUAUUUAUAUAAAAUAUUUCAAUUUGUUUAAACUUUUUUUUUUUUUUUUUUUUGACAGGGGUAUUGUAUUUAAAAGGACUAUAAGUGUUUUAUACAUUAUACACAUACCAGGUCUGUUGUAAAGUGGCCAUGUUAUGCUCACAUGUAGGUGACAAGGGCCCCUUAUGUUAAAUUAGAACAUUUCAUUUAUAUUUUUUUUUCUCGUUGUGUGUAUCUUUUAAUAUUUGAUUGUGUAAUUAUGAGCCACCUAAUUGGAUUCAGGUUGUCUCCCUGUAACUGACCGUCACACUGUUGAGUGUUGCUAACUAUGCUGUGUGUUCUAUGUGGUGACACUUGUUCUCUCUUUCAGGAAAUGACUUGCAGCUCAGCGAGACAGGGAGUGACAGCGAUGACUAAGAAGCACAGGUGGCCUGCUUGCUGUGAUGUUGAGUUUAAUUCUCUCGAACAGUCCAGCAUCUGUUUCUGGACAUGAAUUCCCAGGUCUUAAUGACUGAAAUGAAUGAAAAUAUUUGAUAUACUUCUGUUUGUACUAAAAUAGCAGUUUGUGCUCCGUGCCCUUUAACCAGCUGUAUUACUGCCACUGUCACUCCACCAGGCCACCUGUUUCCACCUAAAGUUCACAGAAUUAGCAAAUUGUGACAUUCUUUAUCUUAUCGAAUUGACUAUGAUUUUUGUUUUUCUUCCCCUCCUCAUUUUUGAGGCAGCAGUGUGAAGUAGAGACUUUUUUUUUAUUUUAUUUUUUUUUAAAUACUAUAAAUGACACUUAUUUUUGGGAAAUAAUGCAGAAUAUCUGAUUUAUAGCUUGCUUACAGUUUGAUCACACCUCAAAACAGACCAGCCCUCCCCUUUAGAAAAACAAAUAUUUAAACUGGUGAUAUAAUGUAAAAAUGGAAGAAUAUUUAUAUCAUGUAGGCAAUAUCUCGUGCUUGUUCUGUUCUCCAUGAAUAGACCCAGAUGUGGUCUAAUUUGUCAAAGUUUAGUGUAAACGUGGACGUGGAGCAAUAUCUGUUACAUGUGAGCUCAGCCAAUAAGCUGCCAAAGAAUCUUCUUUCUAAACAGUGUUUUUCCACCUUUCUCUGAAUUCCAAAGACCCAAGUCUUGCUGUUUGUUACUAUGCUAAUUUGCAAUCCUUUCCCCACUUUUCUUUUUAAUUUUCUUUUAUUUUCCUAUCUAUCCAAAUAGCUGCAUUGCAGGAAUUGCAAUCUGUCUCAUCAGACGAUGUGGACACAUAAUUUUAAUAAAUCUGUUAUUUAAACACGUCCUGCAAUGUUCUUGUGCAUGUAGUCGUGUUGUUUAUGGGAUGUUCUGAAUUAUAAACAGAAUAAUAGUGAAAAUACUUUUAAAUACUUUGCCACACUAAUUUAUAGGAUGGGCUUGUCACUAAAGUGUGAAUUUUAAAUUUAAAAAAAACAGAAAAAUCUCAGUUUUCAGUUCUGCUAUUUUGGCCCAAAACAUUUAAAUUCAUUUUGCUUUGCUGACGCUUUACAUUUAGGCGAAUGACCCAGUAAUUAACAGACCACACACGUUGGGUUUGAUAGUUUGUUUAGAAUUGGUUCUGGCAAAUGGAGCGCACAGUCACAGUGCCAUAUUCUCUCCAUGACGCUAUACUAUUGACAGUGUUCACUAGUUUGGCCCCUGGAUUGAAUCUAACGACAACUGCCUGGACGGUGCACUUGCAUCAGCUGAUAAUUGACCACUGUCCAAUUCACACAUAGGGGGCAUGCACAUCAGUCGUUGCUUUCUGCCAAUCCAACACUUCUCAGAAGCAAUCAAUCCGCUUCUACAAGUAUCUGCUCUGCUUGGGGAAUACAUACUGGAGCAGGACAAUAGUUUGCCUAUUUCCAUCUAUUUUUACUCUAUGUUGAAUUCUAUUAAAAAAGAAAGGGAAAAAAAAAUCCUUUUGGAUUUUCCUGUGUUUGCAAAAGCUCCCAGACUUUUAAGAUUCCCACUAGGAAUGACUCAG